CCGCGGGAGUCCGCGUCCCGCCCCCGUGAAGCGCCGCUUCCCAAGCGUGCAACUCACAAAGAACCCAGCAGCCUGACGGCGCGACCGGAGGGGCAGGCAACCGAGAGCUGUUCCCCGCGGUGCCGCGUCCGAUCCCUCCCUGGGCCCAGGCCGCGUUUGGCCGCUCGCCGCUCGACACCCGGGCUGGCCCCUGCGGCCGCUCGCAAAACGCGGCGAGCGGAACCCGCACGCGGAAGCGCCCGUCGCACUGAGCAUGCUCAGUAGCACAGUCGACCGGAGGAGUUUUUUUUUUUUUUUUCUUUUUUCUUUUCUUUCUUCUUUUUUCCUCUCUUUCUUCUUCUUUUUCUUUUUCUGGCUCUCCAGUAGGAGGCCUGUCCCCCACCCUCCGCUCAGACCCCCGUCAUCCCCGGACCUGAGCAGCUAACCAUGGCCGAGGUGUCCGGCGCCGCGUUGUCCCAGGCGGGUUGGUAUCUUUCAGAUGAAGGUAUUGAAGCGUGUACGAGCUCUCCUGGCAAAGUUAAUAUAAAUGACAUCAUCCUGAUUGCUCUCAAUACAGAUUUGAGAACAAUUGGCAAGAAGUUCCUUCCCAGUGACAUCAACGGUGGAAAGGUAGAAAAGCUUGAAGGUCCGUGUGUAUUACAAAUUCAGAAGGUCCGCAAUGUCGCUGCACCAAAGGACAAUGAGGAGUCGCAGGCUGCGCCAAGGAUGCUCCGUUUGCAGAUGACUGAUGGGCAUACCAGUUGUACGGCAGUAGAGUUCAGUUAUAUUUCAAAAAUCAGUCUGAACACACCGCCUGGCACGAAAGUGAGGCUCUCGGGCGUCGUUGACGUAAAGAAUGGAUUCCUGCUCCUGACUGACUCUAACACCACAGUUCUUGGUGGUGAGGUGGAACAUCUGAUUGACAAGUGGGAGUUACAGAGAAGCUUAUCAAAACAUAAUAGAAGCAAUAUUGGAACUGAAGGUGGUCCACCUCCUUUUCUGCCUUUUGGACAGAAGUGUGCAUCUAAUGUCCAGGUGGAUAGCAGAGAACUUGAUCGAAGAAAGACGUUGCAAGUUUCCAUGCCCGUCAAGCCUACAAAUGAUAAUGAUGAAUUUGAAAAGCAGAGAACGGCUGCAAUUGCAGAGGUCGCAAAGAGCAAAGAAACCAAGACAUUUGGAGGAGGUGGAGGUGGUGCCAGAAGUAAUCUUAAUAUGGGUGCUGUCAGUCACCGAAAUAGGGAAGUUUUACCGAAGGAAAGGCCUUCCAAAUCAGAGAGCAAGCAUGAAGGUGUCUAUAGAGAGCUGGUAGAUGAGAAAGCUCUGAAGCACAUAACAGAAAUGGGCUUCAGUAAGGAAGCAUCGAGGCAAGCACUUAUGGAUAAUGCCAACAACUUAGAAGCAGCAUUGAAUGUACUCCUAAACAGCAAUAAGCAGAAACCUGUUGUGGGUCCACCUCCUAGAGGCAGAGGGAAAGGCAGGGGUCGCUCACGAUCUGAAGAUGAAGAGGACCUAGGAAACGCAAGGCCGUCAGCACCAAGCACAUUAUUUGAUUUCUUGGAAUCGAAAAUGGGAACUUUGAAUGUGGAAGAACCAAAGUCACAACCACAGCACCUUCAUCAAGGACAGCACAGAGUGUCAAAUACUGAACAAAAUGGGAUAAAAGAUAGCAAUCAAUCAAGACAUCUUCCUCGAAACGAUACCAGGCAGCCGAGAAAUGAGAAACCUCCUCGUUUUCAAAGAGACACCCCCAAUUUGAAGUCAGCCUUAGAAAGCAGUGUAUUAUCUAGAAACCGAGGCUCUGAAAGACCAGGUGGUUCUUCUGGUCCUGAAGUGUGGGCAGAAGAGAGGAUCAAGUGCGAUCGGCCAUAUUCUAGAUAUGACAGAACUAAAGACGCUUCAUAUCCGUUAAGUUCUCCGCACAAUGAUGGCGCUUUUAGAAAAAGAGAUAACUCUAUGCAAAACAGAUCAGGAAGAGGUACAUUGUAUACAGAGGCAAAAGAAAACCCACUUCCUCAAGAAUUCAUAGACUAUAAUAAUCAAAAACGUGGGAAAAGAGAAAACCAAACGGGUAAUCCUGAUCAUUUUUAUGACAGGAAAUCACGGACAAUGAAUAAUGAAGCUUUUAGUGGUCUAAAAAUUGAAAAACAUUUUAGUGUAAAUACUGAUUACCAAAAUCCUGUUCGAAGUAAUAGUUUUGUUGCUGUUCCAAAUGGAGAGACAGAAAUGCCACUGAAAGGAAGACGCGUAGGACCAAUUAAGCCCGCAGGACCUGUCACAACUGUGUCCUAUGAUGAUAAAGUAUUUUAUAAUAGUGGGCCUAAAAGAAGAUCUGGGCCAAUUAAGCCUGAGAAGGUGAUAGAAUCAUCUAUUCCUGUGGAGUAUGCAAAGAUGUGGAAACCUGGAGAUGAGUGUUUUGCACUUUAUUGGGAAGACAACAAGUUUUACCGAGCAGAAGUUGAAGCCCUCCAUUCUUCUGGCAUGACUGCGGUUGUUAAGUUCACUGACUACGGCAACUAUGAAGAGGUGCUGCUAAGCAAUAUCAAGCCCAUUCAAACAGAGGCGUGGGGCAGUCACACCUGAUGACAUUUGUUCCUCCUCCCUGAAACUCCCCCAUUAGAGGUGUUUGGUUCUGAACUGCUACAGGCAAUACUUUGACUGUUCUGCCUUAAUAGUCCUCAUGGCACUUACCUUGACUUUUAUUUGUGUAAGCAUAACUGGAUGAUGGUUUUUAUCAGAUAUCUUAGCUGGUUCAGUGAUUAUGUUCUGAACCACAAUACACUGUUGAAUACUCAUUUAUGAUUUAUUUUUACUUAUUUUAAGCUUGAAUAAGAUGCCUAAACUAUUUUUGCAGAAGCAGGAUAAAAUCACCGCAUUUUCUGGAGAUUUUGCCGUUCUUUCCUCCUAUGUGAAGAUUUUUGCAUAAAUUAGUGUAACUGGAUCAUGGGCUUCGUUGCCAGGGGAAAGAUCAGCCAUUCUUCUGUCUACAAGAGUAGUUAUUUGAGAGAAACAUCUCUUUGAAAUACAGGUGCCACCAGCUUAAUAAUUCUUUUUUAUCUCCAUUUAAACAAUAUCUAUGUGUGCAUAGAUCGUACAUAAGCAGCCACUGCAGCAAUACAAUCUAUGCAGAUGUCAGUGCAUGUGAUGUAGAGUCAAGGUAGAGUUAGUUCUCUGAGCUUCCGAGAGUAUUUUUGUUGCAAUCCACGAGCACCCUUCUGUACGUUGGGACUGUAUCAAGGUUAAGUUAAUCAAAGCUUCACAAAAUUAUAAGCAAAAUGUCCACUGCACCAAUAAGAAGGCAAUCCCACUUGACUGACUCACUGCAGAAUUAAAGGUCUACAAGGUGCAGAGAAUUUAAGGGGCCUUAACACAGUUAUUCAUUGACAUUGUGGAUUAUCAAACUUUCAGUUUUUAAAUUCUUGCACUGCAUAUGCGUGUUUGUAUUUUUAUGUGAAAUAGUAUGUUUAUUUGCUUAAGGUUCAUGUUUGUUACUGGCAAAAAAAAUGUUGGAAAUCUCUUAAGUUUUCCAAAAAUACAAAUGAUCAUUUAGCGAAGAUGUUUUAAGUGCAGAACAACCAAAAACAGCUUGAGUAUAAACCAAAAAAGCCUUUAUAAAAAACAGUUGCUUGUACUGCUUUUCAAAGAUGUAAGGAUAAAUCAUAAGUACAAAGCAUGAAAUAUUAAGAGACAUAAAGACUAAGUUAUAGUCGGUUGUAUGGAAAAUUAAAAUAAAAGUUAAUGCUUUAAAUCUAA
This is a messenger RNA of Arvicola amphibius (Eurasian water vole), 3729 nucleotides long. It is a transcript of the gene Tdrd3, whose product is annotated as tudor domain containing 3. Gene Ontology annotation, molecular function: protein binding. Gene Ontology annotation, cellular component: nucleus. The record is from RefSeq and is a predicted model, not a curated record. The transcript is spliced from 13 exons. NCBI's taxonomy places the organism in Eukaryota, Metazoa, Chordata, Mammalia, Rodentia, Cricetidae. Bases 427 to 2559 code for a protein of 710 amino acids.